AAGCCAGAAACCGACGCUACUCAUAAGCAUAACGGCACCUGAGGGAGAGCUUGCCGCACUACCUUCGUCGCCGUCGAUGGCUGGGCGCAGCGGGUCGCGCCAGGCAACCAGCGGAUUCGGCAUGCGUCCUGGGUCCCGAGUCACUGGAAUGCGGCCUGGAUCGCGCACAACGGGGAUUCCAAUCACGCAGUGAGCUGGGAAGCGCGGCACGGGGAAUCUCAAAUAUCGCUCGUCCAGGUGCCACGGGAAAUGCACGGCCGGGAUCGCGCGUCAACCAGACCGCAUAUGGGAUGCAGAGCGGGCUGCACGCAGGGGGGCCACCAAGAGCAUACGGAAACCGCAGCGGUUCUCGACAAGAGUAUCGCUCUGAGUCGCGCACCGGCAGUAUCGGCCGCAGCAGUGCGCUAUCGCCUGGCAGAGUCGGCAGCGGCGGGUCGAGCCAGCACCAGCAUAACCUGGCAUCGCUGCACUCGCAGGCCGGCGCGCAUGGGCUGGGCACGUCACCAGCAUCAGCACAUUCAGGUGAUGUCGUCAUCAUCAGCCACUUCGAUAUCCAAACCAUCGCCGGGCUAUCUAUCGUCAUUGGGGCAGCAACGCCACAGCGCAGGCUCACGUACCAGCAAUUCACUGACUAAACGGCCGUCCAUGGUGCGUAUCACUGAGCAGUUCGUACCGAGUCGCAACGUGCCUGCUGAUGUCAAGCCGCGCAACAUGGCCAGCGCGCAGAUGCUGGGCCGCGAAAUGUCCGAGGUCAUGUCCUUCUUUGACGGUCGCGAAUCAGAGGCCAACUGGGUGCAGCGAGAGCGUGCAGUGGUCCUGUUCCGCGCCAUCAUCUGGGGCAAUUCGGCAAUCGAGUUCUGCUCGGAGCUCGUGGCCAUGUUCAGGGAACACAUCCACGAGAUUGUUAAGGCUGUCAACAGCCUGCGCACGUCGCUGUCAGGCCAUGGCAUGCGGCUCUGUGAAGAUAUUGCUAUGCGCCUGGGCCCGCACGCCAGCCCGCUGUUCGACCCCAUUGUCGGUGCCUUGCUCAAGCAGUGCGCGCAGACUAAGAAAAUCGCUGCACAGGCUGCUGCAUCCGCCAUGGCUGUCGUCUUCCAGCACUUUCCGCUCCGUGCCAAAGCCAUCGAGACCCUGCGGUACUACAUCGCCGACAAGUCCCCUGUUCUGCGUCUGGCAGUUGUCACCACCUGUACAUGUGUAUUGCGCAGCCACGCCACUGUGCUACAGCACAGCUCUGGCGACCGUCGUAGUACUGAGGUCUUUGCACACAUCUCUGUAGUGGCAAAGCAGGGCGUUAUGGACGCACAGCCGAGCGUUCGUGAGCCGAGCCGGGAGCUGUUCUGGGAGUUCUACAAUGUCUCGGCUCUCAAUGCCCGUAAACUGCUGGCAUCACUGCCUGCCAGCACCCAGGCAAUGCUGAAUCGCGACAAGGACCGGUACGUCAAAGGUGCGCAGGACGCUGCCAGCGUUGACCGGCCCAUGUCGGCUGCUUCAGUGGUUAGGGUGCCCAGUGCCCAGCAGCUCCGUGCCCACAGCCCGCCAGCAGCCCAAAGCCUUUCCCAAGAGCCACCCAUGCCGAGUCUGAUGAACGUGGUGUCGGGCUACAGCGUGCCGCAGAAUGCCACCCUAUUCCCGCAGCAGAUCAACGACCACAGUCUCCUGUCGGCAGAUGCGCAACUGGGACUCGCGCCCAGAGUUCAAGUUUGUGCAGCGCGGCCGAACUGUCAGCAAAGUCGUUGAGGAUGAGCAUGAAGACGAUGACGGCGACAUGGUCAUGUACGACGCCACCGACGA
Messenger RNA from Linderina pennispora, 1794 nucleotides. RefSeq lists its product as uncharacterized. The transcript has a single exon. Gene Ontology annotation, molecular function: microtubule binding. Gene Ontology annotation, biological process: mitotic spindle assembly. Gene Ontology annotation, cellular component: cytoplasmic microtubule; mitotic spindle; mitotic spindle midzone. Lineage: Eukaryota; Fungi; Kickxellomycota; Kickxellomycetes; Kickxellales; Kickxellaceae. Bases 250 to 1740 code for a protein of 496 amino acids. The record is from RefSeq and is a predicted model, not a curated record.